Molecule: messenger RNA, 561 nt
Organism: Wallemia mellicola CBS 633.66
Lineage: Eukaryota; Fungi; Basidiomycota; Wallemiomycetes; Wallemiales; Wallemiaceae
Exons: 2
Coding region: 1-561 (186 amino acids)
Source: RefSeq, a predicted model, not a curated record
AUGGAUUUUAUGAAUUUAGCAAAGAAAGGCAUGGAUGCCUACCAACAAUCUCAAGGCGGUAACGACCACAGCGAACAAAGCAGCAAUGACCACGGCUUAGACUUCAGCUCCAUCCUUGGCAUGGCCAAAACAGAACAUAACGAUGAAGGUAGCCAUUCUAUGAUCGAGAGCGCUAUCAGUAAGCUCAGCAGCAACUCCCACGAGCUCCAGGAUGGUGUCGACGAGGAAGAAACAAAGAACGCACACAACAAAGUCUUCAGCGGUGACAAAGAAAACGCUUCACCUAAGGAACAUGGUAUCGCAUAUGCUUAUGACCUCUAUCAAAAGCAUUUCGCUGGUGGUCAAAAUCAAACAAACGAGAAAGACUCAGAUUUGUUUGGCAAGGUCAUCGCAGAGGCUAGCAAACUCGCUGACAAGAACCUCGGCGGUAAGAGCUCAGACGAUAAGCAAUCCGUCAUCGACAGCGCUACUAUGACAUUCGGUAAGCUCAUGAUUAAGCAAAAACUGUCCGGUGGUAGUUCAGGCGGUUUGUCAUCAUUGGCUGGCCAAUUCUUAAAGUAA